Molecule: messenger RNA, 1048 nt
Organism: Propithecus coquereli (Coquerel's sifaka)
Lineage: Eukaryota; Metazoa; Chordata; Mammalia; Primates; Indriidae
Gene: TMEM92
Product: transmembrane protein 92
Exons: 5
Coding region: 80-556 (158 amino acids)
Cellular component (GO): nucleoplasm
Source: RefSeq, a predicted model, not a curated record
GGAGAGAAGUGGGAGAGGUCGCGGCCCCGCCUCUCCCCUCCUCCCCUAGACACGGAAGCUCAGUGGCCCCCACGCCAGGAUGUCCCACGCUUGGGUCCCCGGCCUCGCUCCCGCCUUGCUGCUCAGCCUGCUGGCCGGCCUCCAACAGGCUGCAGCCACAUGUGCCCUCUUCUUAACCUGCCCCAAAGGACUGAAGUGCUGCGGUGAAAACUGCUGCCAAGAGAAUGAGUUCUUCUCUGGCUCCUUAAGGGUCUUCGUCAUCAUCUUCCUGGUCAUCCUGCCCCUCUUGUGCAUCUGUGGCCUGGCUAAGCGUUUCUGUCGCAACUGCAGAGAGCCGGAGCAGGACCCCCCAGUGGAUCGCCAGGGGCCCCCGGAGCUGCCCUCCGUAGCCCCCCCAGAGACGGUCAUGGCAUCCAUUGCUGAGCCACCACCCCCUUACAGUGAGGUCAUUAUGAAGCCCACCCUGGCCCUAACGCCCACAGAGCCCCCCCCUCCCUACAGCUUCAGGCCCGAAGAAUAUGGGGGUCAGAGGGGCAUUGACAACCCAGCCUUCUGAGCUGCCUCCUGCCUGGAAUCCUGCCGACAGCAGCCUCCUCCCCAGCACCUCCUGGAGCAAGCCAGAGACUUCUGGAACCCUGGAAUGCACACCCGCCAUCCUGCCAUGGCACUGGUCCUUCUUGGAUUUAACUUAUUAUUUUUUUCUGCUUCUGUUCCACUCGGCUGCCUCUCUUGUCCCGAGGGCUGAGCUGGAGCGACAGUACCUGUUCCCACCCAACCUGCGUUAGAGGCUGCCAGGAGGAAAAUGCCAGCUGUUGGAAGUGCCCAGCAGUGGAAUGGGCUACUCUGAGGGGUGGUAAGAGCCCCAUUUUUGGAGGUAUGCAAAUCUCCAGUGGACAGCCAGCUCUGAGAUAUUUUGAGGGCACCUCUGUGCCCACGGGAGAUUGGACUAGAUGAGCUCUGAGCCACCUUGAAUUCUGCCUGAGCAGAGAAGACCUCAUUGUACCCCCUAACACAUGCACAAAGUACUGUACUCACUAAAUUUGAGCAG